Messenger RNA from Drosophila takahashii, 970 nucleotides. RefSeq names its product glycoprotein-N-acetylgalactosamine 3-beta-galactosyltransferase 1-A. The record is from RefSeq and is a predicted model, not a curated record. Gene Ontology annotation, molecular function: N-acetylgalactosaminide beta-1,3-galactosyltransferase activity. Lineage: Eukaryota; Metazoa; Arthropoda; Insecta; Diptera; Drosophilidae.
AUAGUUCAGUUUGAAGUCAUGACUUCGCCUAGACGUGUCUGCUUUUUCCUGUUUAUGGUUUUAAUUGUAUUUUCGCUUGUUACCCUCUAUUUUAAUACCAACACCAUUGAAACGGCGGUUAAAAGUGAUCUCAAACAUACUUUGGAUCCUCUUUACGAAAAGAUCAGAGUUCUGUGCAUGAUACCCUAUGAUUAUAAAAAUCCCGAUGCAGCCAAAUAUGUGAAACGCACUUGGGGAAAACACUGCAAUGUAUUGCUUUUCGUGGGUGGCGAUAUCGAUGGUGAAUUGGAACCCUAUGUGCCCGUGAUCAAUUCAACGGAUAGGUGGACUUUGGUGCAACAAGGCCUGAUGCACGCAUACCGUUUUUACGCCGACCAAGUUGACUGGUUCCUCAGAGUCGAGCCUUCGAGCUUUGCAGUUGUGGAGAAUCUUCGGUUUUUGAUAGACAGAAGGAAAUAUCAGCCCACCCAACCGAUCUACUUCGGCUACGAGCUCGAGAAUAUCAUCACACAUGAGCCCUUUAUCACCGACCUGAGUGGCUAUGUGAUCAGUCGAGAGGCCUUGAGACGAUAUACGAACGCCUCGAAGGAUCCCGGGAAUAAGGAAUGCCUCCACUGGGAGGGAUAUGUCGAAGGACUGGAUCUAUUUCGCUGCCUGAGUCAUGUCGGUGUACAAAUAGUCGAAAGUCGGGACGAAUUCGAGCACGAGACAUUUCUGCCCAUCACGAUGGACUUUCAUUUCUUGGUUGGCUACGAUCACAUAAAGUGGCUUCGUAACUUAACCUAUCAUAAAGUGCCCGGGCACACAGUUCCCAUAUCCAAACGCGCAAUAAGUUUUCGGGUGGAAUAUCCGACUGAAAUGUACGAUUACUAUUACUUUGUAUAUCGAAUGAAAAUCUUUGGCACCCCCGUGCAAAACUCUAUAGAAUUUAGACCAUAAUAAAGGGCUCACCUCUGGCAGCUGGCGUGGA